Molecule: messenger RNA, 2817 nt
Organism: Culex quinquefasciatus (southern house mosquito)
Lineage: Eukaryota; Metazoa; Arthropoda; Insecta; Diptera; Culicidae
Product: zinc finger protein 883
Exons: 16
Coding region: 342-2471 (709 amino acids)
Biological process (GO): regulation of immune system process; regulation of cytokine production; negative regulation of transcription by RNA polymerase II
Cellular component (GO): nucleus
Molecular function (GO): DNA-binding transcription repressor activity, RNA polymerase II-specific; DNA-binding transcription activator activity, RNA polymerase II-specific; RNA polymerase II cis-regulatory region sequence-specific DNA binding
Source: RefSeq, a predicted model, not a curated record
CGCGAGCCGCACCGCAACCAGCCAGCAGAAAAUCCGUCAGUCACUUUGUGGUGUGUGCCGUGCCGUGCAGAGACGGAAGAGAAAGAAACGACAGAAAAAAAAAAAACGCGAGGAACGCGAGCCACACCAUUUUGGCCAGCUAGAUUUUCCCAGUUCGUGGCCGUUCCGUUGAAAAACCAGGACCGUUUCCGCAAUUCCUGGGAAGAAUCGCUGUCGUGCGCAAGUGAAGGAAAAAAAAACACGGGGUGGACACGUUCCGGAUCUUUUCGGAGCAGCAGCGGCCUGUCAAAUCGCAGCAAACUCUGAAUUUUUGCUUCAGUUUAGAAAACUCGCCGGAAAGAAUGUUUUACCCACUGCAACCAACGUUCGAGGAUGGCGAGAUCGAGCUGGCCCGGCCGGAGAUGCUGAGCCAGGACGCGCUCGUCGACAACAAGCACUCGCUCGCGGUGUCCCUCUCGCUGGGCAACACAUUAAUCAAUCUCAACAAAAUCAAGUGUCCACAGUGCAGGAAGCGCUUCGAUACGAUGGAGGAGAUGCAGCUACAUCGCACCAAGCAUCUCACCGAGAACAAGUUCAAGUGCGAGAUCUGCAGCAAGGAGUUCCCUAGUCACAGCUCGAUGUGGAAGCACACCAAGGCCCACACCGGCGACCGUCCUUUCGUGUGUCAAAUUUGCAACAAGGGUUUCACGCAGCUGGCCAACCUGCAGCGGCACGAUCUGGUGCACAAUGGACUGAAGCCUUUCAAAUGUCCAAUCUGCGAAAAGUGCUUUACGCAGCAGGCAAACAUGCUGAAGCAUCAGCUGCUUCAUACCGGGCUAAAACCUUACAAAUGUCCCGUGUGCCAGAAAGCAUUUUCCCAGCACGCCAACAUGAUCAAACAUCAGAUGCUGCAUACAGGCUUGAAGCCCUACAAAUGUCCCGUGUGCCAUAAGGCCUUCACCCAACAUGCCAACAUGGUCAAACAUCAGAUGCUUCACACUGGUUUGAAACCGUACAAGUGUCCCGUUUGUGAUAAAGCAUUUACUCAGCAGGCCAACAUGGUCAAGCAUCAGAUGCUGCAUACCGGCGUAAAACCUUACAAGUGUUCCACGUGUGGCAAGGCAUUUGCACAGCAGGCAAACAUGGUCAAGCAUCAGAUGCUUCAUACCGGGGUGAAACCAUACAAAUGUCCCACCUGUGGAAAAGCUUUUGCUCAACAGGCGAACAUGAUGAAGCAUCAGAUGCUCCACACCGGGUUGAAACCAUACAAAUGCAACACGUGCGGCAAGGCGUUUGCCCAGCAGGCAAACAUGGUUAAACAUCAGAUGCUUCAUACCGGCAUUAAACCGUACAAAUGCGGCACGUGUGGCAAAGCGUUUGCCCAGCAAGCCAACAUGGUCAAACAUCAGAUGCUUCAUACUGGAGUUAAACCCUACAAAUGUUCCGUCUGCGGAAAGGCCUUUGCGCAGCAGGCCAACAUGGUCAAGCACCAGAUGUUGCACAGUGGAAUCAAACCGUAUAAAUGUCCCACUUGUGAUAAGGCAUUUGCCCAGCAGGCCAACAUGGUUAAGCACCAGAUGCUGCACACUGGCGAAAAACCGUUCAAGUGCAAGAGCUGUGAUAAGGCGUUCUCGCAGCGGGCCAACCUGAAGAAGCACGAGAUGGUGCACCUCGGCAUCCGCCCCCACACCUGUCCGCUGUGCUCCAAGUCGUACUCGCAGUAUUCGAACCUGAAGAAGCACCUGCUGGUGCACCAGAAGCAGUCGCUCAAGCAGCAGCAGCAGAACGGGCAGGUCAUGGUCAUCCUCUACAACUGCCAGACGUGCAAGAUGCAGUUCGAGAACAUCCUCGAGUUUGAGCGGCACACCAAGCAGUGCAACGAGCUGAACAACGGCGCCGCCAACGGAGGCCACGCUCUGAAGCUCGAGCACAUCAACAUCAAGAGCGAAAUCGACAUCGACGGCAGUUCGAGCUCGGGCAUGACGCAGCACAUCACGAUCCCGCACAGCCAGUCGCAGCCGCCGAUGCACAUCCCGUCGGCCAUCCUGACCUCGGUGAUUUCGUCGUCCUCGGCUAGUGGCAUCCACACGUUAAGCACCAGCCACGUCAACCAUCACCCGGGUCAUCCGCAGCACCCUCAGCAGCAGCACACUCCGCCCGCCGUCGGGCAACAUCCUCAACAGCAGCAGCAGCAGCAGCAACAACAACAACAGCAACAGCAGGCUCACCAGCAGCAGCUUCCACCGGUGAGCACCCACCAGCAGCAGCAUCCGUCGCUCCAGCAGCAACACAACGGACUGCCCAUCCAUCUGCAGCAGCAGCUGUCACACCACUUGAUAUCGUCACACCUGCCGCCCCACCAGGACCACCAGGAUCUGCACCACCAGGUCAACUUCCACCAUCCCCACAUCCCGCACAUCUCGAACCUGCCCCACAAGAUCCUUUCCCCGCUGUUCCACAUUCCGCCGUUCAACAACAACCACAGCACAUAAUGGAACGCGUCCCGCAAGGGACCAGUGGUGGCACCGGCGGCGUCAGAACCGGCCACUGAACCCAAGGUGGAAACCGACGAACGUCCUUGACGGACUCGUCGGGGCAAAGGUAGGAGCGCCGGCGGCGGCAGCAACAACUCAGUUGAUAACUCUAAUCAAAACUACACACACACUGUAAGAAAUAUGAUUGAUUAUGCUUAGGAUGAAUGUUUGCGAACAACUUGCGGCGGCCGGCGUACUCAGAGAGUACGGCGGGCCGAAUAUUGAAUAUUUUUUUUAUUAGGAUUUUACAGAUUCUAUGCAAAAGGAAACAAAAUAUAUAUGAAGGCCUUCUUUUUUAAGUUUU